Oncorhynchus gorbuscha (pink salmon) is the source of this 2064-nucleotide messenger RNA. Its product is annotated as vegetative cell wall protein gp1-like. Bases 1 to 2064 code for a protein of 687 amino acids. The record is from RefSeq and is a predicted model, not a curated record. Lineage: Eukaryota; Metazoa; Chordata; Actinopteri; Salmoniformes; Salmonidae. The transcript is spliced from 5 exons.
AUGUACCAGCAGUAUACCACCCUGCAUACCACCCUGUACCAGCAGCAUAACACCCUGUACCAGCAGCAUACCACCCUGUACCAGCAGCAGCAUAUCACCCUGCGCCAGCAGCAGCCUGACCACCAUAAAGAGACGGUGUUGGUGGCGUUGGUGGCGUUGGUGGUGUUGGUGGCGUUGGUGGCGUUGGUGGCGUUGGUGGCGUUGGUGGUGUUGGUGGCGUUGGUGGCGUUGGUGGCGUUGGUGGUGUUGGUGGCGUUGGUGGUGUUGGUGGUGUUGAGGCCACACAGAGCCGACUCAGAGCCGACUCAGAGGCCACACAGAGCCGACUCAGAGCCGACUCAGAGGCCACACAGAGCCGACUCAGAGGCCACACAGAGCCGACUCAGAGCCGACUCAGAGGCCACACAGAGCCGACUCAGAGGCCACACAGAGCCGACUCAGAGGCCACACAGAGCCGACUCAGAGGCCACACAGAGCCGACUCAGAGCCAUCUGCUCAGCCCUCUGCCCAGCCCCCCACCCCCCAGCCCUCUGCUCAGCCCUCUGCUCAGCCCUCUGCCCAGCCCCUCUCCCACCCCCCAGCCAUCUGCCCAGCCGUCUGCUCAGCCCUCUGCUCAGCCCUCUGCCCAGCCGUCUGCUCAGCCCUCUGCUCAGCCCUCUGCUCAGCCCUCUGCCCAGCCGUCUGCCCAGCCCUCUGCUCAGCCCUCUGCUCAGCCCUCUGCCCAGCCCUCCUCCCACCCUCCCGCCGUCUUCCCAGCUGUCUGCCCAGCCGUCUGCCCAGCCCUCUGCUCAGCCAUCUGCUCAGCCCUCUGCCCAGCCCCCCCACCCUCUGCCCAGCCUUCUGCCCAGCCUUCUGCCCAGCCCUCUGCCCAGCCCUCUGCUCAGCCCUCUGCUCAGCCCUCUGCCCAGCCUUCUGCCCAGCCCUCUGCUCAGCCCUCUGCUCAGCCCUCUGCCCAGCCCUCUGCCCAGCCUUCUGCCCAGCCCUCUGCCCAGCCCUCUGCUCAGCCCUCUGCCCAGCCCUCUGCCCAGCCCUCUGCUCAGCCCUCUGCUCAGCCCUCUGCCCAGCCCUCUGCUCAGCCCUCUGCUCAGCCCUCUGCCCAGCCCUCUGCCCAGCCCUCUGCUCAGCCCUCUGCUCAGCCCUCUGCCCAGCCCUCUGCUCAGCCCUCUGCUCAGCCCUCUGCCCAGCCCUCUGCUCAGCCCUCUGCUCAGCCCUCUGCCCAGCCUUCUGCCCAGCCCUCUGACCAGCCCUCUGCCCAGUCCUUUGCCCAGCCCUCUGCUCAGCCCUCUGCCCAGCCCCCCCUCACCCCCCCAGCCCUCUGCCCAGCCUUCUGCCCAGCCCUCUGACCAGCCCUCUGCCCAGUCCUUUGCCCAGCCCUCUGCUCAGCCCUCUGCCCAGCCCCCCUCACCCCCCAGCCCUCUGCCCAGCCUUCUGCCCAGCCCUCUGCCCAGCCCUCUGCCCAGCCCUGUGCCCAGCCCCCCACCCUCCCAGCCGUCUGCCAAGCUGUCUGCCCAGCCCUCUGCCCAGUCCUCUGCCCAGUCCUCUGCCCAGCCCUCUGCCCAGCCCUCUGCCCAGUCCUCUGCCCAGUCCUCUGCCCAGCCCUGUGCCCAGCCCCCUCCCACCCUCCCAGCCGUCUGCCAAGCUUCCUCUGCCCAGUCCUCUGCCCAGCCCUCUGCCCAGUCCUCUGCCCAGCCCUCUGCCCAGCCCUCUGCCCAGUCCUCUGCCCAGUCCUCUGCCCAGCCCUCUGCCCAGUCCUCUGCCCAGCCCUCUGCCCAGUCCUCUGCCCAGCCCUCUGCCCAGUCCUCUGCCCAGUCCUCUGCCCAGCCCUCUGCCCAGUCCUCUGCCCAGUCCUCUGCCCAGCCCUCUGCCCAGUCCUCUGCCCAGCCCUCUGCCCAGCCCUCUGCCCAGCCCUCUGCCCAGUCCUCUGCCCAGCCCUCUGCCCAGUCCUCUGCCCAGCCCUCUGCCCAGCCCUCUGCCCAGUCCUCUGGUCUGGUAGUCAGGGAUCAGGUGUCUCUAUAUAUGUCACUAAUGGCACCCUAUUCUCAUGUUGGACCUGGUAAAAAGUAG